AUGUCCUUCCUUGGCGGCGCAGAGUGCUCGACGGCGGGCAACCCGCUCAGCCAGUUCACAAAACACGUACAAGAUGACAAGUCAUUACAGAGGGAUCGCCUGGUCGGGCGGGGGCCGGGCGGAAUGCAGGAGGGCAUGCGCAGCCAGCAGAUGGGCGGCGGUUCGGAUGGUGUGCAGAUGAUGAACGAAUUCAUGCAACAAAACGCACAGCUUCCCCAAGGCCCCGGUCCCGCGUCGCCAUUCGCCAUGGAGCAGAUGCGGCGAGAGCUAGAACGCGCACAACACAGCGGUUCGCCCGCCUGGGCAGCAGAGUUCGACUCUGGCAUGGCGGCACCAGAAGCCAUGGGACCAUCGAUGCAGGAGAGACCUGCAGGCUUUAACCCCGCCGAGUUCGCAAAGUUCCAGCAGAUGAACCCCACCGCACGGACAGCGAGCCCGACCGUCCAGUCCCCGUCUUCGAUGAUGGGAGGGUACCAGCGGCCCAUGUAUAAUGGUGGAAUGGGAAUGGGUAUGGGUAUGGGCGGCAUGGGAAUGGGCAUGGGCAUGGGCAUGAUGCACCAAAACUACGGGCAACAAAGCUUCCAGCAGCAGCAGCCGAUGCAAGAAGGCAAGGGCAAAGGUCGCAUGGUCGAGCUCGAUGACCAGGACUGGGAAAAGCAGUUUGCCGAGCUGGAGCAGGUAGACAAGGACGCGCUGGACGUGGAAGCAAACAAGCGCAUAGAGGAGGAGCUCAAUGCAAUGGACAGGUCAGUAGACGCCGCCGACUUCGGCGACUUCGAGUCCAUAUGGCGCGGCAUCAAGGCUGAGACUGAACACGCUAGGCAACUGGCCAACGAGGAGAACUUCGCCGACAGCAUGCAUAUGGGCGAUCUGGACCAGUGGGAGGGCUUUGACGGGCUGAAUACGCAUUCCGUAGGAGACCCGCCCAUGGGCGACUACCUUUUCGAGCAGAACAAUCUCUUCAAAGACAUCACAAACCCGUUCGAAGAAGGCAUCAAGAUCAUGGAAGAAGGCGGAAACCUCUCCCUAGCAGCCCUCGCCUUCGAAGCCGCUGUCCAAAAAGACCCCCAACACAUAGCCGCCUGGGUAAAACUAGGCGAAUCGCAAGCCCAAAACGAGAAGGAAACCCCUGCCAUCCGCGCCCUCGAACAGGCGCUCAAGCUCGACCCUAGCAAUCUCGAGGCCCUCAUGGGUCUCGCAGUCAGCUACACAAACGAAGGCUACGAAAGCACCGCAUACCGCACCCUCGAGCGCUGGCUCGCGACAAAGUACCCGACGCUUAUCAAAGAACCCCUUUCCUCAGAUGCAGAAAUGGGAUUCACAGACCGCCACCUCCUCCACGAGAAAGUCACAAACCUGUUCAUCCAAGCAGCGCAGCUGUCACCUGCGGGAGAGCAAAUGGACCCCGACGUCCAAGUCGGCCUCGGCGUCCUCUUCUACGGCGUAGAAGAAUACGACAAAGCCGUCGACUGCUUCGGCGCGGCGCUCGCAUCGACAGAAUCCGGCGUCAGCAAUUCCUCCUCCCAAGUACACCUCCUCUGGAACCGGCUCGGCGCGACGCUCGCAAACUCCGGCAGGAGCGAAGAAGCCAUCGACGCGUACUCCCGCGCGUUAGCCCUCCGACCGAACUUCGUUCGCGCGCGCUAUAACCUCGGCGUGUCGUGCAUCAACAUCGGGUGCUUCACCGAAGCUGCACAGCACCUCCUCGGUGCUCUGGCAAUGCACAAGGUCGUGGAGAAGGAGGGCAAGGAGCGUGCAAGGGAGGUUGUCGGCGACGGCGUUAGCGAGCGGGAUCUGGAUAAUAUGAUUCAUCAGAACCAAAGUACGAAUUUGUAUGAUACCUUGCGUAGGGUGUUUGGGCAGAUGGGACGGAGAGAUUUGGCGGAUCUGGUGGGGCCCGGAUUGGAUGUUGAGCGGUUUCGGGGGGAGUUUGAGUUUUGA
Didymosphaeria variabile is the source of this 1941-nucleotide messenger RNA. RefSeq names its product Peroxisomal membrane signal receptor PTS1 (gene PEX5). Bases 1 to 1941 code for a protein of 646 amino acids. Gene Ontology annotation, cellular component: cytosol; peroxisomal membrane. The record is from RefSeq and is a predicted model, not a curated record. NCBI's taxonomy places the organism in Eukaryota, Fungi, Ascomycota, Dothideomycetes, Pleosporales, Didymosphaeriaceae. The transcript is spliced from 2 exons. Gene Ontology annotation, molecular function: protein binding. Gene Ontology annotation, biological process: protein import into peroxisome matrix, docking.